AUGAUACGCAUUUUUAUUAUAUGUUGUCAUACAGCCAGUCUGAGCGGUGUGGUUGUCGGCACGACGUUCGGCUGGAACUCGCCAGUGGCCUGGCUGACGAUGAGGCAAAACGAGUUGAGCGAUCCGCAUACCAUCGUUGUGUACAUGGCCGGGUGCUUCUUGUUGGGUACGGUGUUAGGCGGGAUGCUGCAAGGCCGACUGACCAGUUUCAUCGGGUACAGAUGGUCGGCGUUUGUGUACGACAGUGUCGUAUUGGUCGGAUGGCUGAUUCUCACCCAGGUGCAUUGCUUGUCCGGCGGACCCCGGGAGGACGACAGUUGCUAUCCCGUCAUCGGGUCCUCGUGGGUCGUCUUGACCGGCCGACUGGUCCACGGGUUCGGAACCGGCGGUCUCGGCCUGUUAACCCCCACGUAUAUAUGCCAUAUCACAGAUUUCGUCAUAAGAGGUAACCGCAUAACGUGUUGUCUAACAACCUAUCCUUCCGACAUCGUCGGGUCACUGUUUUCCUUAUCCCUUCUACACGAAUUCAUUCCGCGGCGUGAGUAUCUGACAGUCCAAUACCGAUUUAAGUUGUCACCUACACCCCGUCUUCCUAUUUCCAACGUCAUUUCGGUACUUAUCAUUGCACUUCAGCCCAACCCCAAAUCACCUCUAGCCACUUUUUUCAUUGCAAGACUGCUCUGGCGAAUCUUCAGUAAUCUCACUCGUCUCCUUGAAUAUCUGCCAUCGUUUCUGGUUCCACUUGCCCAUACCAUGCCCGGCCUAUGGUAUCUGUAAUUGUCUCCGCUACAGGUAUUCAGUGCUCAAAUUGGAUAACCGUUGUUUGGCCGAUUAGAUGCUAUUAAUUGACACAAUAUUUACAGGUCGAGUACAAAUGUUUCAUCAAGCAUUCGUGUGUUUUGGCAUACUAUUUGCGUACGAUUUUGGCCACGUCAUAAAUUAUCAGAUGUUAAUCGGUCUGUGCAUAAUAUGGCCGUUUUUACAUAUGUUCAUUGCAAUAACAUACCUGCCUGAAUCGCCAUAUCACCUCUUCCGACGGCACUCAAAAAGUUCUACGAAGGUAAAGAAAGUACUGCGACAAAUAAAAGGCAAGGAUUAUGACGUAGACUCGGAUUACAUCGAAGUUCAAGUAUUUUUGAAUUCAAUAAAAAUAACGUCCAUACGAACAAUAUUUUAUGCCGAUAUACGUGUAUUGAUAUUGAUUUUCGUGUUUAGGAGUACAUGGAAAUGGUAUGCGAUACAAACCAAUGUUGUGCACGGAGUUUCUUCAUCGGUCUAGGACUCGUCGUGUUCCAGCAGACGUGCGGUGUCAAUCCUCUUUUGUUCCAUAUAGAAGAGAUCUUCGGUGAACUUUGCUAUAUCUCGACGUACCCCGUAAAAUUGUUUAUAAUCUGCAUCUACGCAAUACAAGUGGGUAGUUUAAAAAUGUCUGACACGUCCACGCGACUAGCAUUUAUAUAAUAUUGGUAAUGCGAAACACUAAUACCCGCGCGUUUCACGUAUGCCGCAGGUCUUGCAAUGCAUGAUCGCUGUCGAACUAGUCGAAUUUUUGGGUCGUAAGUUUAUGUUGAUAGUCUCGGCUUUGGGUAUGAGCUUAAGCUUGUUAGCGUUGGUGCUGGUGAACAUGUAUUCGCCGAGUUAUUUCGAUCGCGAAGAGAAGAUAAACCUCUCCCUAGGUCUCAUAUUCCUGUACAUAUGUUCGUAUUCCGUUGGAUGGGGUCCGGUCGUCAUAUUGGUUUAUACCGAGAUCAUUCAUUGCGACGUGAGUAUUUGUAAAAAUUAUUACACCGAGACUGUGCCUAUAUACACGGUAUAGGCACAGCUUCGCCAUUAUUGUAUAAUAUAAAGGCAAGCUGAUUUAUUGCUGCACCCGUACCAAAAUGUCCUUAGAAAACCCGUUCACUGUUCAAUAAUAUCGUCGAUUUUAUUAAACACUAUCUGGUUCAUCGCCAAGACGUAACAACGGCCCGAUAGUGCCUUGCACCUCCGGUAGUGGCGGCGACGAAUAUGCAUAGUGUUUCUCGGGGAUGCGACAAAUGCAAUGACUUUUGCUUUGUUACUUUAAACAUUUAAAUUGUUCGUAAUGACAAUUACUAGAGCAGUAGAGCCUUGCGCUUUUUAUUUAUUAAUACUUGUAUACUAUUUGAAAGUGAUUGGUUUUAUUUUUUUAUUUCAAUGAAAUUUCACUACACUAUUCGCAACUCCGUAAAAUAGUCAGGUACUAUAGAUACCGAUGUAUCAUAGAUCUAUGGAUAGAUCAUCUUUCCCGUUUGAAAGAGAUACUUUACGAGGGUGAGCCGAGUUGGUUUCUGUUUAAUAUCUAUGUUUACACAAUAAACACAAUAAAUGUAGUACAUUUUUAAACUAUUAUUUAACUUUUAUCAUACUACGGUGGGUAUUUUACAGUUAUCGAGGUAACAAAAUAAUAUUAUAUUGGCGUAUUGUCAAAGUACCUCAAUCACUUAAGGCUAUAUGUAUGCACAAUAUAAAUACAGAAAUGUUUCCAGCAUAAAAUCUAAGUAAUUCUGAGUUGGCGAUCCUGAGCCUGUUAGAAUGAAAAGGGAAAUGUGCGUAUUUGACUAUCUUACUGCGAGCAGUGGGAACCGAUUCGACCAGUAGUGACAAUACAUGACAAAUUUAAAUGGGAAUCAAUUCGGUUAACCAUCAUAAAAUACUUUAAUUCAAACGGAAACCGCGAUUCAGCCAAAUGGGAAGUAAUUCGGAUAUGCCCACAGAAAGAUCGUAGAUUUUAUAGUAACUACAGACUACCCUACUCACUCGACACCGUUGUUUCCUCUGUCUAGGAUCCAUUUCCAAGUUAACAGCGGUGUAGUAUGCACAGUACAUAGGUCACAACAUAGGUUAGCAUCAGCCUGACUAAUAUCAUUUUAUAUUUUACAAUUCGUACCCAACGGAUAAAAAAAAAAAAAUAAAAAACAACUGAAAUAUUUUCGAUGUAUGCGUGCCAUAGAAAUGGUUUUCGAGUUUUAUUUACGGCGUUGGGCAGUUCAUCAUGUUGUUUCUGGUGAUUUUCGAUGCACAGGCCCUGCAAACGAACGAAAUAAAUAAAACGAUAUGGCCAUGGCUAUUUAUCGCGUCGUGUGUUGGUAGUAUCGCAUUUGUCUAUUGCUCCGUGCCGGAAACCAGAGCGCUGGAACUGAAUCGGAUACGAAUUCUGAACAAUUUCUAA
This is a messenger RNA of Cinara cedri, 3190 nucleotides long. NCBI's taxonomy places the organism in Eukaryota, Metazoa, Arthropoda, Insecta, Hemiptera, Aphididae. The record is from the annotation of a GenBank genome assembly.